UACACGCUGUACUGUAUAUCUAUAAUCUACUUGUGCAGCAACCACUGUAGUUGUCGUCACUGACGAACUCUACAUCUCCAGGCUUUCCCAAACAGCGACCGUGCAGUUUCCAUCGUGCCGUGCUGGAGAUCCAUGUGCCAUACUAAUCAUUCGGCAGAUAUCUGACGAUGCUGACGUGCAGAUGGAGGAGCCAGCCGAGUGUCGGUCAGUGGCUAGCAUUUUUCUCGCUCCUGCCUGCGCAGCUGCACCUGACUGCGGGAUGUCCUCGUACGCAGCGGCCGCCGUCAGUCAACGCCCAGCAGCGACCAGCGGGGCCUGACUGUAUAUGCUGCUGCCGUUGAUUACGCGCCGCGGCGAUGUACUGGCCCCGCUGGACACCUAUUACCUGACCGUCAGCGAGGGCGAUUACGUGGCGGUCCCGUGCCACAUCCGGCUGCCGCUCCCGGAAGGCAUCAUCCUCAAUCUGCGCAACCACGUGAUGUGGGUCCACAACGGGUGGAUCGUCCGCUGUCCCGCGCAGGUGCCCUACGGGGCACUGAUGCCGUCCACCAUCAGAUCGUCGCGGGACGUCAGAGCCGACUACGAAUGGGCCACGAACCGCCCCGGACAGCUCGUCUACGCUCGAUUACGCUUGCGGGCCGUCACCCGGGACGAUGAGGGGUACGUCCAGUGCCUGUUCCGGCCGCACCAGGGGAUACAUGAGUGGAUUGUGCAGACGACGGUGCUGCAGGUGUUGCCCAAGAAUAGCACGCAGUAGCGUCAGGGUACGCAGACGUUGACUAAUUGUUAUAUAUAUGGGCCGAUGCUGUUUGUGGCGCUGGAGGCAGUGCGGGGGGCGGGGGUGCUGCUG
Messenger RNA from Paramacrobiotus metropolitanus, 850 nucleotides. RefSeq lists its product as uncharacterized. NCBI's taxonomy places the organism in Eukaryota, Metazoa, Tardigrada, Eutardigrada, Parachela, Macrobiotidae. Bases 326 to 757 code for a protein of 143 amino acids. The record is from RefSeq and is a predicted model, not a curated record. The transcript is spliced from 2 exons.